AUGAGUGCAGCACAAACCACCUUGCACUCCUCUCACACGCCUCCAGGGAUGUGUUGGGGAACCGCUGCACCUAAACAAAUAUAUAUGGUAUCAGCAACGAUAAGAGAGUUGCCUACAACAGUGAAGCCAGUUACAGAAUCAAUUAAUUUGACAACUACAUCAACCACAGUGAUGAUGCCACCUUUGACAGAUAAGUCAACCAUAGACCAACUGGUUACUAUUAAGCCAAUCACAGGACAACCUACGACGGCAAAUCUUAAUACAGAGCAACCUGUUACUGUAACCCAAACGACUGGGCAAUCUUUGACUGAAAUGCCAAUAACAGAGCAACCUGUAACUGAUAAGGCACCCAUAGGCCAGCCUACAACUGACAAGUCAACCAGCGGUGAUCCAAUAACUGUUAAAUCAACCAUAGAGGAAAAUCUGACAAAUAAGCCAACUGCAGGACAACCUGCAACUGAUAAGCCAACCACAGAGCAGCCUGUCACCAAGGAGUCGUCGAAGCAGGCUGUGACGGUAAAGCCAACUCAAAUGGAUGAGCCAACCACAGGCUUACCGGCAACUCAACCGAAUCAAGAGUCAACUGCAAACCCCCCGAGCGCGACAAAUGCGACACAAUCAGUUGCAGAUGAGCAAGGUAUGAUGGCUGUCAUCAUAAAAGUCAUGUACGAGUGUUUGCAGCACAAACCACCUUGCACAAGAGACACGAAUUUAAUCGAAGUAUCAAAUACAAGUAUAGAAUUCCUGAAUUCUGUCCGCUAUGAAAAAUGUGUACAUUACACUGCUUUUAAUGGCAUACGGGCCGACAUCGACAACAGAGCCACCACCGUCUAUACAGUCUACAGUGUCAAAGGGAACAUCAGCACAACCUUCUACACCGAAACAAACACAACCAGCAGCAUCAACACUGACAAAUUCACGGCCUCCAGUUUCGACACAGACAUCUGUGCAGCCUCUGACACCGACACAGAUAUCAGUGCAACCUUCGCAGACAUCGGCGCAGACAUCAAAGUCGUCACAGCCCUCAACGCAGUCUGCAACUUCAACGAAACCACCAAUGCAGACCACGAUGUCGACGACGACGUGACACAGACACCAACGCAAACCACGACGUCGACACAGACACCAACGCAAACUACGACGUCGACACAGACACCAACGCAAACCACGACGCCGAUACAGACCUCCACGCAAACCACGACGUCGACGUCGAUGCAACCUGCAACCUCAUCCCAGACAUCACCGCAGACUUCAACAUCGACGCAGACCUCAGCCAGCACUACUGCAGCUGCAAUUCAACCAAGAUUCUUCUGUGAGAACUGUGGGUCGGUCCCUUCCGCCUCGGGAGCGCGGAUCGUUGGCGGGCAGGACGUCUCGGUCGGGGAAUACCCUUGGAUGGCGCUCGUCUACGUGAGUCGCAGCAGCGGGAAAGUCUCGAUCUGUGGCGCCUCUCUCAUCAAGUCUCGGUGGCUCUUGUCUGCGUCUCACUGCUUCUAUAAAAUUGUGUACGAUUUGGUGGCAGUAUUCCUUGGCGACCACGAUAUCACGAAUAACACGGAAGUGCCCACUACCAUUGGAUCUGUCAAGAGCAUUGUCUUACAUCCGCAGUUUGACCCUAAAACGUUCGACAACGACGUGGCGCUGAUCGAGCUCCAGGCGGACGUCGCCUUCACUCCGCUGAUCGCGCCCGUGUGCCUGGCGGCGGCCGAGGACGCGGAGGGCGCGACGAAGGCCGUCGCCACCGGCUGGGGCGACACGUCCUUCGGAGGCGACCUCUCCCCAGUGCUGCAGGAGGUGGAGCUCGACCUCAUCUCCAACGCCGAGUGUCGAAACUUCUUCAAGCAGACAACAGUCACCGUCACCGACAACAUGAUGUGCGCCUACACUGAGGGCAGGGACGCAUGUCAGGGCGACAGCGGCGGGCCCUUGGUGAGGCAGCUCGCCGACGGCCGCUGGGUCCAGCUGGGCGUCGUCAGCUUCGGCGUCGAGUGCGCCAAGGUCGGCAGCCCCGGCAUCUUCACGCGCGCGCAGCGGUACGUCGACUGGAUCGUUAACGUCACGACGUCAGACGGCUGCUAGGACGCGGAUAUAAUUCUUGUAGCUCUAUUUAUAUCUAUGAAGA
Penaeus vannamei (Pacific white shrimp) is the source of this 2122-nucleotide messenger RNA. Lineage: Eukaryota; Metazoa; Arthropoda; Malacostraca; Decapoda; Penaeidae. The record is from RefSeq and is a predicted model, not a curated record.